Westerdykella ornata is the source of this 1557-nucleotide messenger RNA. RefSeq lists its product as uncharacterized. The transcript has 2 exons. The record is from RefSeq and is a predicted model, not a curated record. Lineage: Eukaryota; Fungi; Ascomycota; Dothideomycetes; Pleosporales; Sporormiaceae. Bases 1 to 1557 code for a protein of 518 amino acids.
AUGGCUCCCCAACUGCGUAAGCGUCGACAGACGACAACAAGCGGCAUUGGUGCGCAAGCCCAGCCUACUCUCAACCGAUCGGACCUCCCGCAAUUUGCCCCAAGGCACCUCUCCCCCGAUGAAGCCCGUCGCCGGUUUCAGAACGUCCCCAACGGAAACGGUAAACGGCCUCACGAAGAAGACUCGGAAGGAGAGACGACACUUCCGCCCUCGCGACCCACCAAAAGGUCGAAGUCCGUCCCCAAACGAGAGGAUGCUCAAGCCACCGUUGUUCAGCCUCACGAAGAAGACUCAGAAGGAGAGACGACACCUCCGCCCUCGCCACCCACCAGAAAGUCGAAGUCCGUCCCCGAACAGGAGGAUGCUCAAGCCGCCGUUGCUCAGCCGAACACUCAGCCACGUCUUCACUUCUCUAACAUCGGAGAAGUGAACACUCACAACAACGUCGUCCGAUUCACGCCACCCCCCGACGAUUCCCUCCCAAAGUCCGACACCGAUAGGCAGGCCAUAGUAUUGCGCCUGGUUGACGCCAUCAACUAUGUCGAACCCUUCCCGAAAGACGCCAAAGCCCCUCCCAAAGCAUACCAAACGCGCUGGGUUGACCGCAGUUACUACAGCCCGGUGCAGAUCGAGAAGCUCUCUUGGCAGAUUCUUGAUGAGACUGAACGCUUGUACACGCUAGGAUGGACCCAGCCUAUAUACGAUGACGGCCUCAUGGCUAGUAUCACCGAGACGAGGGACAUGAAGUUUGGGGAGCGGAUAGAUGCCAUCGUUUCUCUGCUGAAGGUAGCCAAAAAAGUCUGCGAAAGCGCCUUGAAGGGCGAGAAGUUCUGGAGCAUUAUCGGCAUCCCAAAGAGCUUGAAGACCAGUUGCGAAGUCAACAAAAAGCAGAACGCUCGCAAGCAACUGCGAAUCACCUUGGGGAAACAGGCCGAAGGGGAGGCCAAGGCAGAGGCGGAGGCAGAGGCGCAGGCAGAGGUGCGGGCAGUAUCUCAAACUGAUGAGGCAAAGAACAACCCCGAGGAAGCGGCUGCCCACAAGAGACGCGGGAGCACACGCGCAAAGACGACACGGUCGACACCAGUGCACAUCGAAGACACCAGCACAGCCGCUGCAACGAGUGAGACGAUGCCAGUCACGGCACACUCCAACGUAUCUGCCACCCCAGACGCGACACCGGAGUCGGGGAUUACUUCAAAUUACCAGACCCCGUCGCCCGCCACGGUUGAAGACACCCAGGGUCAUAAUGAAGCGGAUGUAGACGGCCAGGUCGAGCUCCCCCCAAGCGGAGUCAACGACUCCCAGACAAGUUCCGAGCACGACCUGUUUUCAGUCCAAGAUCGUCAUGAGUCCCAAGCACCGGUAGCAGCUCCCAGCAAUGUAGAGCCUACACAGAAUGAUGAUCUGCAGGAUGAGAGCGAGCACCAGCUCGAAGCAGACACUUUUACCUCCACACAGAUCGAGAGCUCCGAGGCCAUGUUUGACGCCGAAGGAUCUGACGAGGACCUGCUCAACGCGACCUUGGUUGAGGAACUGGGCCGGCAACACGAGGACUGA